This is a messenger RNA of Monosiga brevicollis MX1, 4899 nucleotides long. RefSeq lists its product as uncharacterized. Gene Ontology annotation, biological process: rescue of stalled cytosolic ribosome; ribosome-associated ubiquitin-dependent protein catabolic process. NCBI's taxonomy places the organism in Eukaryota, Choanoflagellata, Craspedida, Salpingoecidae. Bases 1 to 4899 code for a protein of 1632 amino acids. The record is from RefSeq and is a predicted model, not a curated record. The transcript is spliced from 17 exons. Gene Ontology annotation, cellular component: RQC complex; cytosol. Gene Ontology annotation, molecular function: ubiquitin protein ligase activity; ribosomal large subunit binding.
AUGGGUAAAGGCAACCAGCAAGCUGCCUCUCUGGCUCACUUCAAGGCCUCGAGUAGUGCCCGAGCUGCCGAACGCCAAGGCGGUCAACUGCGCACCUUUAGCGCGUUUUCAAACACAGCAGGAACGCCUGGCGCCACGGCCGGCCGUGGCUACCUGGUCCCAGGCGAAGACGACAAGCUUAUGCCCGACCUCAAGCAAGCCCUCUCCAAGCUCAAGAAGCGCGAUGCCGUUACGCGCGUCAAGGUGGAUGCCUCUCACCGCCUUCGUCCUGCAUUCGUCCACGGUGCCCCGGCCCAUGCCCAGCGUGCCCUGACUCUUUUGCUCGCCUUCACCCAGACUCUUGAAGAAGUCCUUGCCAUUCUCAACGGCACAGAGGAUGACCAAAUUCUGGCCACCCUCGAGCACUGGCCGCGCCUCUACAACCGCCUUUCUCAAGAUGCAGACCGUCGUGCGCGUGAUUUCACGGCGCGUGUGUGGGCCGUUUUGGCAACACGGGCUGGCAAACGCAUUGCUCCCUUCUUAAAGGCCAUCCUUCCCGCAUGGCUGCUGGCACAGCACGACCCGUCCCGCGAGGUUGCCAAGCAAACCCGUGAUACCUUUACGACACUCUUUGCCACCAGCGACAAGCAACACAAAACCAUCUCCUUUGCUCAAGAGGAGAUUGUUGCCGCAUAUCGCUUCAACUUGCUAGAGCUGUCCUUGGAGGAUCUUCGCAAUCAGAACACGGGCGAUGAUGAGCAAGAACUGCGCGACAAGCACAGUCGCAUCUUGACCAACACGCUUUUGGCCCUCGGCGAUGUCCUGCGCCUUGACCAUGAAGCUCUCGCCGUCGCCUAUCCAGCCCUUCAGGAGCUCUUUGCCGAUAGCCGUCUCUGGAAGCUGCACAAGCUUGACAAUCCCGACAUCUUGGCGUCGCUCUACGCUCUCGUGGGCACGGCAGUCCGUUUUCACCCUGACCUUUUGGAUCAUGAUCUCAAGCGCGUUGCAUCUUUGCUGUGCAAGUAUGUACCAUCGACCUUGGGCUCUCAUGGCAGCCGCACACCCCAGGAUGUGUGGUCGGUUCUGAGCCCGCAAAAGACCCUCUUGCCCCGCGUCUGGCAGCUCAGCGCCCAGCUGGGCGGCGCCAUUGCCGAAACAUUUUUCAACGGUCUUGUACCGCUCUUGGCCUGCAUUCCUUCAGAUCUUGUCGAGGGUGUGCAGCUCUUUGAAGCGUGCACAGAAGCUCUGCUGGCCGGCCUGGUUGGUAAAGCCUCCCGUGCCACCUGCCCUGGCAGCAUUUACCUCGGCGCUUGGCAGGCUCUCUUGCUUCACUUUGGCCCUACACACCAGGAGUUGGCGCAAAAUGCCCUGGUUCAGCUCGUCCAAACUUUAUGUUUCAACCCAUCAGCCGAUUGGGUGCGAGCUGAACAGCUGAUCCAGUUUUGUAGCACCAUUGCCAGCACAAAUGAGCUGGCCAGCCUGGGUCUUCUGCGUGAUGCCCUUGACGCCCUGGCCCGUCGCCAAGUCGCUUGGAUUACCGAAGUGGCCGCCUCCCCUGCAUCCGCAGCAAGCACGCCCCAUGUUGAUGACGAUGUUGCAGACGGCAACGAGAGCCCACCUCUUUCACCCUCCACGGUGACAGCACCAGCGGAUGCGGCCCCAGCACGCGUAUCUUUUGCGCCAGAUGCCACCGCAAUGUUGCCAGCUGGUGAGGUGCCCUCGGCGGAGGUCCAAUCUAAGCCAGAAGCGCCUGAAGUGCGAUUGCGUGCACAGCGUGCCUUGGCCGUGCUGUCCGCCCUGCUGGAGGCUGACCCAGAGCUGCGUGGACACGUGUCUGGCAACCUGGUCCUACCGGGCCUAUCAGUUUGGUCGGAGGCUGGAGACUUGCCCGUGUCCUUGGCACAUUUUAUUUUAAAAGCUGCGCAAGGCUGCACGCUGACGACAGAACAAGCUGCCGAUGUGCUGGCACGUGUAGAUGCUUUGACCAGUGUUGUGGCGGCUGCGUCGCGCGCUGACCUGUUCGGCCUUGCCUGUCGCAGUUUGAUGGCUGCCGAUGCCCAUGCGCAAGAGCAAUGGUCUGCCCGCUUAGUAGCACGUGCCGGCGAGCUUGAUCAGCGCAGCGUCUUGCUUGAAGCGUUGGUGUGUGUCGCUCCACGCGAGGGGGCCAACUGGAGCACUGCGCUCAUUGAACAACUCGCGCGCGAGGUUCAUGCGCUCGAAGAUGCCACCACUUCUCCGACUGCUCAAGUGCAGGAUCUUGCGACUGCUGCCGGUCACCUCUGGUGCCUCAGCGUGACUGCUACCACCUCGGAUGCCUUGCGCCCCGUGUUGCUCGAUAUUCGCCCCACCUGCCACGAUCUGCUGGCUGUCGAGGCCUCUGAAAACUCAGCGGCCAGAACCUUUGCACUCGCUGUGCACGAUGGCUUGUCGCCGACCUCGGCCUUUGCCACAGAGCAGCUCAGCGAGGUUAGUUGGCUCUUGACACGGUGUGUCGAGGUUCUGGCCCAUCGCAGCGCGCAGCCGCUGUGCGUUCAAGCCGAUGCUCUGCCGUCGGACCUUCCUGCACGCCUCAAUGCCGUGUUGCAGCGCGUGCUCACUGUCUUGUACCAUGAUGUCGGCCCGAGCUCGGCGAUUGUGCUUGAGUUGCUGGAGUCUGUCUUGAAUGGUCCCGUGUGGCAAAAGGGCUCUGCGCUCGACCACGCCUUGGGGGCUGCCAUGACCGGUCUUCCCUUGCCAGUCCGGACGGCUGUGCUGGGCCGGCUCGCAACACAAGCUGAGCUGCGCAUGAGCACCGGGGGCCCACCGUCACUGAAGGACUUGGCCACGGGUCUCGUGACGUUUGGCGACGUUGAUUUGGCACGCAUCGAAGAGGCCGUCAGCCAACGCAUGGCCCUAGCUCCUGCUCGUCGACUCUUAGACUUGCUCGUCACGGAGUCUGGGUGGGAUGCGUUUUCGGCUGAUCAAUCCGUCAGCGCCGAACAAUUGGCAGGGCUGACCUCCUUGUGGGCCUUGGAACGCUCUGACGCCACUGAAGUCGGUGCGCGAGCUCUCGAUGAUGAUUUCAUUUCACCCGUCUUGAGCAACUCUACUGCUCCCUUGCCUGCGAUUGAGUUGUUGCAGGCAGCUCUCUGCCUGAAAGAAGAAAAUGGCCGCGUCGCCUAUCUGCAGGCAAUAUUGUCCCGAGUGGAGGGCCUACUUGGCUUGGAUGCCACAGUGCUGGCAGCGCAAGCACUUGCAAAAUGGCCUGCUACCGGCGCUGUGUGGACCGCUGCGCUAGACAUGAAGUUGACAAGCGCGCGCGGGGCUCAGGCUAUUCAGCUUUUGGCCGCUUACCUACCCGGGCCCACAGGCAGUGCACAAACCGCUCCACUCCUUGCUUCCCUGACCACUCGGGUGGAGGGCGUGGCCCAUGAAGGCCUUUCUCUCCUCGAUGAUCCUAGCCCGUUGCUGUCACCGAUUCUGGCGUGCAGCGUAGUGGCGGCCAACUUGGCACGAUCGCGCUACCAGGUGGAUAUGGCAGCCGCAGCGGCGCUUGCCGACGAGGCCCAGCAAGCUCUCUCCGAAGCGGCUCGGGCUGCGCUACAGCGCCAGCAAGCCACCCGAAUCCAACUGCCCGAGGGUAGCACGAAAGUCAUCCAGGCAUUACGCCAAUGCCUGGAGGUCAUCCAAAGCUGGCAGGACGCUGAAGAAGAGCUGCUCGAGUUUCGUGAAGAUGAUGAAGAUGAAUUGCCGCGACCACAACGUCUCGUCAAAAUGGCCGUGGCAUCGGGGAUGAAGGCGGCACCACCAGCUCUGGCGGAUGCCGCCCGGGAGUGGCAGAGCUUUUUCCUUCCCAACAGCAGUGAGAUCUGCUAUGCGCACCUGGAACGCUCGGCCGCAGCAGCCUUGGCUGGAAACACUGGGACUGUGGCCUCGGCGCUGCAUGCUGUCAUCGGCGAACUGGGCCAGCUGUGUCUGGAUGAUGAAGACAAAGCAAGCGGUUGGGGCGUGAGUGAUGCGGAUGACGAACUCGAGGAAGAGCUAGAGACCACGAGCGAGGGCGUGGUUGUCGUUCGGGCGACGCAACGGGAACGACCUGCCGACAUUAUGCUCAAGUUCCUCGAGCCCUUUAUCCUUGCCUUGGGUGGCGACGAACGGCGUUGCGAGGCCGAGGAGCACGCGGUCGAUUUGUUGUGGCAGCGCGGCCAUUUGUUGUUGUGGAAUCUCCUUACCGUGGUGUUUGAGCGCGUGUCAGCUGAGCUGCGACCUGCGCUUGCCAACCCCUUGUUGUAUGAGGGAACCUUCUGCCCAUCCUUGACAUACUACUUUGAUCAUUUCCUGGAGAACCAGCGCGCUCUGCCCACGGAUAUUGGAGAAAUGUUGGAACGUCCGCAGGCCCAGCGUCUCGGUGACUUGGCGCCCAGCCCAGCGGGCUUGGUGCGGCUCGCGGCGCUUGUUUAUGGGCACUUUUUCCUGCGCAUGCCAGCCAUGGCUGUUUCCAGUUUUACCUCGACGAUUGUAAGCCCGGUGGUAUGCCGGGGCGAGCUGAAUGCAGCAGAUGCCCGGACGGUGGGCUCGGAUGACGAGGAUGAGAGCCGUGUGACGGUGCAGAGUCGCUUCGCGGUUCGGGAAGUCAGCGCCGUGUACCGCAAGGACACGCUCACGCUGGAGCUGGUGAUCAAGCUGCCUGAGGACUAUCCCUUGUCCAAAGCCGAGGUGGGUCGUGAAAGAGCGACAGGAUGGCAAAUGGACAAUCGCCUGUACCCUUCUAAUCCUGGCUUCUGGGUUGUUUAUGUAGAUCUCACCGGGGCAGCGUGUGGGCAUUUCUGGGGACAAAUGGCGCAAGUGGGUUCUGUCACUCUCCCUCUUCAUCAACAACCAGAACGGCAGCAUCGUGGAUGCGGUGCGAUUGUGGAAGCGAAACGUGGACAAGACUUUUGA